Molecule: messenger RNA, 2605 nt
Organism: Morus notabilis
Lineage: Eukaryota; Viridiplantae; Streptophyta; Magnoliopsida; Rosales; Moraceae
Product: vacuolar protein sorting-associated protein 52 A
Exons: 20
Coding region: 310-2445 (711 amino acids)
Biological process (GO): endocytic recycling; retrograde transport, endosome to Golgi; Golgi to vacuole transport
Cellular component (GO): GARP complex
Molecular function (GO): syntaxin binding
Source: RefSeq, a predicted model, not a curated record
UUUCCUCUCUCCCAUCUCGCUGCUUUCUAAUUCUCUCUCUACUCUCCUCCCCUCCGGCGAGCCACGUUUGCCUCCUGCGGCUAACCUUCCUUCCUUCCUUCCGCGAGGUUUUUUUGUCUCGCUCACUCUCCGGCGCCGACGUGGUUCAGGGCCUAUCUCCGACCAGAUCCGGUGCCUACUUGGCCGGAUCUGAUCUCGACGCCGAUCGCCGAUUGCCGACUAAAUUAUUCAUUGGAACAAGCUCUUGAAUUCAUCGCAUUAACAUUUCUAUCUUUAUUCUAGGUUAGCUCAUGUAUAUGCUGUUAUAAGAUGGCCCAACUUGCAAUCGCUAAAGAGGCUCUUUCCUUACACUACCAAGAGAGUAAUGAAAAUGAUGCACAGAAAAGUGGUUUUGAUUUGGGUACAUUUGUUGGGGACUUAAAUGUUGAAGACGAUGCAAGCAGUGAUGACAUAUCAUUGGAAGGACUUCAGCAAGAACUGGAGGAAUGUAAAAAUGAUCAAGUAGUUGCAAAUAUUCUAUCUAAAGGCACAAAACUACGGGAGUAUGCAAAGGGGGUGGAGAACAAUAUCCGGCAAGUUGAAUUGGACUCGAUACAGGACUACAUAAAAGAAAGCGAUAAUUUGGUUUCUCUUCAUGACCAAAUUCGUGAUUGUGACAGCAUCUUGUCGCAGAUGGAAACACUUCUCAGUGGAUUUCAGGCUGAGAUUGGUUCUAUAAGUUCAGAUAUAAAAGUUCUGCAGGAGAAAUCAAUGGAUAUGGGUUUGAAGCUAAAGAAUCGUAAGGUGGCUGAGUUGAAAUUGGCAAACUUCGUCGAGGACAUUAUAGUCCCUCCAAGAAUGGUGGACAUCAUCAUUGAUGGAGAGGUCAAUGACGAGUACAUGAGUACUCUUGAAAUUCUUAGUAAGAAAGUGAAGUUUGUAGAAGUGGACCCCAUGGUUAAAAUGUCAAAGGCUCUGAAAGACGUUCAACCGGAGCUUGAAAAACUUAGACAGAAAGCAGUUUCAAAGGUGUUUGACUUCAUUGUUCAGAAGCUUUAUGCACUGAGAAAACCUAAAACUAAUAUCCAGAUCCUUCAACAGAACAUUCUCUUAAAGUACAGGUAUGUUGUUACCUUCCUAAAAGAACAUGGCAAGGAGGUGUACACUGAGGUUCGUGGAGCAUACAUUGACACAAUGAACAAGGUUCUAAGUGCACAUUUCCGGGCGUAUAUUCAGGCACUGGAGAAACUGCAGUUGGAUAUUGCUACAUCUAGUGAUCUGAUUGGUGUAGACACUAGAAAUACUAGUCUCUUUUCAAGAGGAAGAGAACCAUUAAAGAACCGGUCUGCAGUUUUUGCUCUUGGGGAGAGAAUAAGAAUUUUAAAGGAAAUUGAUGAACCAGCGUUAAUUCCACAUAUAGCUGAAGCCAGCUCCAGCAAGUACCCUUAUGAGGUCCUCUUCAGGAGCUUGCACAAGCUGCUUAUGGAUACUGCCACUUCUGAGUAUCAUUUCUGUGGUGAUUUCUUUGGCGAGGAACCUAUAUUCUAUGAUAUUUUCUCAGGACCAUUUUCUGUCAUUGAUGAACAUUUCAAUUCAAUACUUCCAAAUUGUUACGAUGCUAUAGGUCUAAUGCUUAUGAUUCGCAUCAUACACCAGCACCAGCUCAUUAUGUCACGGAGGCGGAUUCCAUGCUUGGAUUCAUAUUUAGACAAGGUCAACAUUGUCUUAUGGCCUCGUUUUAAAAUGGUGUUUGACAUGCAUCUAAAUAGCCUACGCAAUGCAAAUGUGAAGACAUUAUGGGAAGAUGAUAUUCACCCUCACUAUGUCAUGAGGCGUUAUGCUGAAUUUACAGCAUCACUAAUCCACCUCAAUGUCGAGUAUGGUGAUGGGCAGCUUGAAUUAAACUUGGAACGACUGCGAAUGGCUGUUAAUGAUUUGCUUAUCAAGCUUGCCAAAACAUUUGCAAAACCUAAACUACAAACUGUGUUUUUGAUCAACAACUAUGAUAUGACAAUUGCUGUACUGAAGGAAGCUGGCCCAGAAGGUGGAAAAAUUCAAAUGCACUUUGAGGAAAUGCUGAAGAGCAACACAGCAUUAUUUGUGGAAGAAUUGCUUCUAGAGCAUUUCAAUGACUUGAUCAAAUUUGUUAAAACCCGAGCGUCGGAGGACCCAAGUGCUGGCUCUGAGAGGGCUAUCGCAGUUGCGGAGGUUGAGCCUUUAGUGAAAGAUUUUGCAAGUAGAUGGAAAGUUGCGAUUGAGCUGAUGCACAAGGACGUCAUCACGUCCUUCAGCAACUUCUUGUGUGGCAUGGAAAUCUUGAGGGCUGCAUUGACUCAGCUGCUACUUUAUUAUACUAGGCUCUCGGAUUGCAUAAAGAAGAUCGUUGGAGGAUCUGCACUAAACAAGGAUUUGGUGUCCAUAUCUUCGAUAAUGUACGAAAUUCGCAAAUACUCGAGGACUUUCUGAAUUGAUUGUGAGCCGUGUGUUGAUCGUUUGGAAUAGGAUCAUUGUUUUCACAGUUUGAAGAGAGUGGAACUUGAAACACUUUGGGAAAAAUAAUUCGUUUUUGGAUCAAGUAUAUAUAAAUAUGAUGGCAAAAAAAAAAGUAUUUUUUUUUUUUGGCUCA